Messenger RNA from Anneissia japonica, 1168 nucleotides. RefSeq lists its product as uncharacterized. The transcript has a single exon. The record is from RefSeq and is a predicted model, not a curated record. The annotation marks the transcript as partial. NCBI's taxonomy places the organism in Eukaryota, Metazoa, Echinodermata, Crinoidea, Comatulida, Comatulidae.
AUGGGGCUGAUGAUGGGAGAUUUUAAUGGCAGAAUUGGAAGCGACAGAGUGGGAACUGAAAAGGUAAUGGGUCCCUUCGGUGAAGAACAUAGGAAUCCUGAGGGAGAAAGACUAAUUGACUUCUGUAUUAUGAACAAUUUAAAGAUUAUGAACGGUUUCUUCCAACACCAAAGUUCACAUAGGUAUACAAGAUAUAGAUGGAAUCAAAACUCCGCUAAGUUUGACCAGAUGUCAAUCAUUGAUUAUUUUAUUUGCUCAGACAAGCGAGAAAUAUUAAAUGUUAAAGCGUUUCCGGGAGAAACACUAGACUCUGAUCACAGAUUGUUGGUUGCGGACAUAGCUGUAAAAGGACUAAAUAAACAAAGAAAAAACAAAAGGAAAGUCAUUAAUAUAAAUUCACUUGAAAAUCAAGAAGUCAGAAACAUGUACACAUCUAAACUUAAGCAAAAUCUACAGGAAACUGAAGUGGGAAAUCAGGAAAACUGGCAAACUCUAGCAAAAUGUAUUAAAGAAUCAGCAGUAAACACACUAGGAAUAAAGUGGAUAGGAGGCACUAAAAAGAGGCAUACACCAUGGUGGUCAGAGGAGGUAAGCGAAGCAGUGAAAGACAAGACAAAAAAAUUAAGAAUAUGGCUAAAAAAUGGAACUCAAGAAACCAGAAAAGAAUACAUUUUAGCUAGGAGAGAAGUAGACAAAAGGAAAAAGAUAGCAAAAACUCAAACAUGGAAACAACUAGGAGACCAAUUAAAAGAGGACCUAAGAAGCAAUAACAAAAAACGGCUAUACGGCCUUGCCAAAUCUUACAGGAAAGAUAAAACAAAAAUUCAAAACAUAAAAGAUGAAAGUGGUGCAGUAUUGGUCACAGCAGAAAGUAUCAAUAAUCGGUGGACAGAAUAUUUCAAUAAGCUACUAAAUGUAAAAACAGAAGAGAUAACAACAGUGGAAACUUGCAGGGAAGAAAUAACUAAUGAGGAUGUGGAGGUAGAAGAAGAUUUAAUUACAUCACAAGAAUUAGAAGCAGCUAUUAAGAAAAUGAAAAAUGGAAAAUCGCCAGGGGAAGAUGAAAUCACUAUAGAACUAAUUAAAUAUGGAGGUGAGGAAAUUCUUAGUCAUGUUUUAGGAUUAAUAAACCACUGCUGGCGCAAAGGUGAAAUACCCGAAGAAUGGG